CAUAUGUCGUCGUGUGGGCGGAGUUUAAACCGGGACUAACACUUUCACAAUCCUGUGUCGAGCUGAAGGGUAACGAGAAUACAUUAAAAACAUUGUUGUGAUGGACAUCAUCGAUCCAAUCCUAUCCAUAGCAGAGAAGCUAUAUAGCCUGUGUGAGGAGGUAAAGUCUAAUAAGAAGCGAUGCAGGCGUCUAGCCCGGCGGGUAUCCGCUCUUGCUUAUCUGGUGAAAGAUGCCAAGGCUCGUGGCUUUGGCACGAACCCAGAGCAGGUGGAGAAAGGCCUUAAAGAGCUUAAAGUGACCCUGGAGACAGCGGAGAAGGUCGUGAGGAAAUACACCUGCUUUAGUUAUUUGAAACGCAUCACAAAAGCGUAUGACAUCGGCGAGGAGUUCAGCGCCUUGAAUGAUAGACUGAAUGAUGCAGCCCAGUUGCUGUCUCUAGCGCUUCAGGUCGAGCAUAGAGAACUAUUAGACCAAGUGUUUCACGAGGCCACAAGACGACGAGAAGAUGAAGAGGACAGACAGAGCGACUGCCUGGAGUAUCUGAAUUUACUGCAGUCUUUAGCUACAGGAACAAGCACAACGGUUGACGCUGUAAAAAGACAAGUCGAUCAAACUCACAUUGACAUACAGACUAUUAAGGAACUCCUGGAAUCAACUAGAAAACCAUGCAUUAAUCUGCAGGACAUAAGAGAGAUAAGACGAGAAGAGCUGACCUUUGACUUUCCCAUUAAGCCCAUUCUACAUGGCAACCAUUCGGAGAUAUUCAAAGGGACGUAUAACAAAUUCACAGUGGCCAUCAAAAAAUACACAAGCCCGCUGAGCCCAAGUGAGUUGAGACGUAUUUUUACCAAGGAAGUGGAGACCAUGAAGCGCUUUGAGUCACCAAAUAUCUUAAGGAUGUUUGGGAUCUGUGUUGAGGAUGAAAACGGACCCAAUCCAAGCUUUCUGAUAGUAAUGGAGUACUGUAAGAAGGGCAGCCUUCGACAAGUACUGGACAGCAGCUGUGAACUGCCCUGGGACAGGAAGACUCGUAUGUGUCUAGACGCAGCACAGGGACUCUACAGACUGCAUCAGUCAGAGGAGAAGUCUAAAGUUCACGGCUCCAUCCAAAGCUCCAGUUUUUUAGUGGCCGCAGGUUACAGAGUAAAGUUGGGAGGCUUUGAGUUGGCAAAAACAGAAACAUCACUUCAGAGGAACAAACCCAAAAAGAGCAGUUCCCUUCAUUACUGCUCUCCACAACAGCUGCAGAAUAUCAACCAUCCUUACGACAAAGCCUGUGAAAUAUACAGUUUUGGCAUUGUCCUGUGGGAAAUCGCAACCCGAGGUGUUCCCUUUAAAGGCUGUUCAUACAAAGAGAUCACUUUAAAAGUGUGUGAGCAGAAGACCAUGGAGCCACUUCCUCCAGACUGUCCCAGAGAGCUAGCAGAGCUCAUCGAUGCCUGCAGAUCCUUCAGUCCCUUUCAGAGACCAACAGCUGGAGUAUUGGUGGACAACCUCCGAAAAUUAGUGGAAGAUGAGUGACAGCCUGGAUCGUGCUGUGAAAAUUUCUGAUUCUCAGGGUCUCAUCUCUUACCAUCUGAUCACACCAUUUCUGGGAAAUACAGUUGAAGACAAAAUUAUUAGCAUCCAAAAAAGCUGGGAAAAUAAAUCUGCAUUGUUUCUCUUUUUGAGCUUUAUUUAAAAAAAAUCACAAAAACCCAAUGUUUCAUUAAUGUAAAAUUUUGGAAAGUGUCUGGACAACAUCAUGUUUCUUGUCACCUUGGUGUGCUAUGAAAAUGUUAAUAUUAAUGUUAAUAUACUUCAGAGAUAUUUUACUCUUAAAGGGGACGUAUCAUGAAAAUCAGACUUUUUCCAUGUUUAAGCGCUAUAAUUGGGUUCCCAGUAUUUCUAUCAACCUAGAAAAUGUGAAAAAGAUCAACCCAGUAACUUAGUUUUGGUAAUCCAUUCUCUGCAAGCAUGUGAAAAAUAGGUCAUUGAAAUUUGGCUCCCCUUGUGAUGUCAGAAGGGGAUAAUACCGCCCCUUGAUCAACUCAUUUGCAUUUUAAAGGACACACCCAAAAACGGCACAUUCACAUCUACAAAGUGUCAAUUUUAACAUGUUAUAAUAAAUUAUCUGUGGGAUAUUUUUUGUGCUAGAACUUCACGUACGUGCUCUGGGGACACCAAAGAUUUAUUUGACAUCUUAAAAAAGUCUUGUGAAAUGUCCCCUUAAAAUGUCCCCAGUGAAUUUUUUUUUUAUUAAAGCUCAAAAUGAGAAACAAUGCAGAUUUAUUUUCAGCUUUCUUUGCUCAAAUAUACGGAGCCCCUAAGGGGACAUGAAGCAAAAAUUAAAUAAAGUUUAGUAUCGCAUGCUCGCCUGAAACUUUCGCCGUGCUCACGUGAAACUUUCGCAUGCGCAUGUGAAACUAAUGCGUUUAGUUUUCGCUUUCACGUGAGCAUGCGAAACUAAACUUAAGAUAUUUUUUUACUCCAAUGUCACCUUAGGGGCUCGGUACUAAUAUACCAAGGGGGUUUAUAUUUUUUGUCCACAACUGUAUGUUUAUUUCUCUAUUUAUCUACUCUUUCAUAGAGAAAUAUGUUACUGUAUUGCAUGGACAUCUUUAUGUUGUGUUUCACGUACCCAGCAAACACAAAAAGUUUAUAUUUUAUUUCAAAACAUUGUAUUUUGUUUUGUAAUUAGGUAAAUGUGAAUUUAUAACGUAACACUUUGUAUUUCUUGAACUGUUUUUAUAAAGUUGUGGGAACAAAAGCCAUAAAAGAAAUGAAGUAAAUUUAAUGUGGAUGCACACAGAGCAAUUAAAACAAGUACUGUUUAAUUGAAUGAACUUAGGGGUUAAAGUUUCAAAACUCAAAACAAAAAGUAAGAUACGUUGACCUGUUUUUUACAGGAUGUUGUGAUGUACUCAAACCAUUGAAUCUCUUAUUCUGACUGGCUCAAACAAUGAAUUGUUUUAAGAACCAGUCACAUACUAGACUAGAGGAUAAACAUGUGAAUGGGACACUAACAAUAGCACUAUUGAAGUCUAUUGAAUGCGCUCUUGCCAUGCUGCUAAGUUGGUACAUUUGCACCUCUAGUUUUAAAAUCAAUAAAAAAAUUAAUGAAAAUUCAAAA
This is a messenger RNA of Misgurnus anguillicaudatus (oriental weatherfish), 3113 nucleotides long. RefSeq names its product mixed lineage kinase domain-like protein. NCBI's taxonomy places the organism in Eukaryota, Metazoa, Chordata, Actinopteri, Cypriniformes, Cobitidae. The record is from RefSeq and is a predicted model, not a curated record. Gene Ontology annotation, molecular function: ATP binding; protein kinase activity. Gene Ontology annotation, biological process: necroptotic signaling pathway; protein phosphorylation; cell surface receptor signaling pathway.